This is a messenger RNA of Cladocopium goreaui, 7386 nucleotides long. The record is from the annotation of a GenBank genome assembly. Lineage: Eukaryota; Dinophyceae; Suessiales; Symbiodiniaceae.
AUGGCUACACCAGAGGGGUCCAAUCAGGGUUCUAGUAGAGGAUCUGAAGAUGGUGUCAGUUCACCUACUGAUAGGAUUGGAAACCAACCUGAAGGGACUGAGGAUGGCUGGAGCACUGAGGACUGGCGUCUGUGGAACUUAGGACUCUGGAACUCAGGAGCUUCUACUUCUCCUGCACCCACGGUGUAUGAUGAUGAAUGGCAAACUGGGAAUGGUGGUCGCACUACCUGGUGGACGAGCUCUACGGCAUCUGCUGACCCUUGGGCGAGCUGGAGGGACCCUUGGUCUACUUGGAGGUCUGAAGAUGGCCAUGAAGAGAGGACUGGUGGGGGCGGCAGUGACAAGAUCGUUGCCCCGGAGUUCAAUGGUGAAGAUGACAGAGAUGGCAUCAAAGCACGAGGCUAUCUUCGCAAAGUCCAAGCAUGGAAGAGGGUGACCCGGCUGAAACCAGCCAAACAGGCUCUCGUGCUCUACAACAGCCUGACUGGCAAGGCUUGGAGGGAUGCUGAGGAGUUGGACGUCUCCACCUUGGACGCUUCGGACGGUGUGGAGGUGUUCAUCUCAUGGAUCAAGGAGCGGUACUUGGACAAAGAGGUGGUCAAGGCAGGCAAGUACAUGAGUGACUUCUUCAAGAACUUUAAGAAGUUGCCGACCCAGGACAUCCGUGACUUCAACAUGGAGUUCGACCGCCACAUCGGCAAGCUACGAGAGGUGGGGUGCAUGCAGCCCGGUGCAUGCAAUGCCUGGUGGUAUGUGGACAAGCUGCGCUUGGACAAUGGGUCUGAGCUGAAUCUCCUGGCCUCCGUGGGCAACACCUACGAGCUGACCAAGCUGCAGGAGGCUGCAGUCGUUCAGGACAGAAUGAAUCGGAGGAUCUGGGAGACGAAACGGCAGGACCCCAAGAAGAACCACGUCUAUGUGACUGAGGUUGAGGACGCUUCGGAUGAGCUGGAGGACAUGGAGGACAUCGAGCUCUACGAUGCCUUUGUGGCCUACCAGAAUGCGAAGGCCAAGUACAACAAUGUGCUCAAGGCCCGGGGGGCCAUCACACCCCAGGGUCGGGAAGAGGCACUGCAGCGUGCAAAGCAGAGAUCAUACUGUAGUGCUUGUGGAAAGAAAGGACAUUGGCACAAGGACCCGAUCUGCCCCAAGAACAAGGCCAACGGCUCUUCUGGAACUACGGCCCAUUCGACACACAUCGUCUACUACACGGGUGGCGAGACUGCAGAGCUGGAGGUGGUCGUGGAUUGCGCAUGCAGCCGCACUUUGGCUGGAGUUCCGUGGAUCAAGAACUACAUCCUCUUCGCCAAGAAGUACAAGAUCCCCUACAUGCUGAUGGAGCAGAAGGAGAACUUCAAGUUCGGUGGACCUCGUCUUUAUCCAUCGACGAGGGCACUGGUGGCAUGGCUGGCUAUUCAAGGACGUUGGUUUCUGGUGAAGAUUGCAGUGGUUUCUACUCAGGUACCACUGCUGUUGAGCCGUCCUGUGCUCUCACAGCUGGGCAUGCACUUUAAGAUGGAUGAGAACAAGGCUGAUUUUUGCGGCCUGGGCUUGAAAGAUGUCAAGCUCGGCUACACCCCCUCGGGGCAUCCAUCUGUUGAAGCCUUGAGUUUUCAUGGCCAACCACCUGUGUGGCCGGAUCGUUUGGAUUGGAGUGUGAUCGAAGUACACAUUCCACGACCAGCACCGAUCGCUGAGGAGGCAUACAUGGCGAGUGCAGCAUCACUGGGGACAGUCAAACUUUUUUAUCCCAAAGUUCAUGGUCAUGUUGAGGAACUUCUCACAAGAACGGUGUUGGAGCAUGAAUCAUUUUUGAACUGGUGGAACACUGAGAAUUUGGCUAGGGAUUUUUGGGUCGAGUCGGAACAUUUUCUGGACCGCAUACAUGUGACACCAAGACGAGCUUUCUUUGACCCAACCAAGUGGAACACAUCACACAGCCCACUUCGUGAAACACUUCUUGAAAGUCUUGGUGAUUUGAGAGAGUCUACGUGCAUACCCUGUUAUGCCAAGUGUCCCACCUUGAAACUUGAACACCAUUGGCAUGAAGAUGGUGGACCACGUGCAGAAUUUCUUUGGAUUGGCCGCAGCCGUUUUCCCCGAAAACCUCGUGAACCUGAAGUGGCAAGCCCAGGCCCUUUGGAUGUCAUCCGUUCCAACUUCGCCAUGGAAGAUGAACAAGGCCGAGCUGGUGGAGAAGUUGGAGUCCAUGGGUGUGCCCUUGCGUCCAGACUGGACGGUGCCCGAGUUGCGCACCACGUUGAUGGAGGAGUUGGAGAUCCGCGGGCUGAACAAGAGCAGGCUUCAGGGGCUGACUCACCUCUGCCUGGACGACUUGAAGAAGAAGUGCUCGGCAGAGGGGAUCCCACUGCCGGAGAAGGUCUCGCGUGGUGUGAUGAUCAAGCUCCUCCGCGAGAGCGUGCCACUGUCAGCGGAGGAGGUGGUUUGCUUCGGGAGCUACAAGGGCUAUAUGUACAAGGAAGUCAACGAGUCCUAUCUGCGAUGGGCUAUGGACGAGGUGAACAGCAAUCCGCAACACAGUGCAGACCUGGCCCGACUGGCCAGGUGGGCUCAAGCUCGGUCGUCAACGAGCACUACCAGCCGCCAUCAGAACCCAGAGGCAGCCCCAGUGGUGCCGAUGCCGUCUGGGGCUCUGCCGAGGGCCAAGCCGAAGACCAAUCCACCGUACAAGGGGUCACCAGUAAAGACAGCACGGACAUCGAGAACCCGACCCUUGGAGACAAAGGAGGACAGCACCGACUUCUCAGAGGUGGAUUGGCCGGUGGACGAUCAGAUCAAGGAUAUGGAGGCUCGUCUGGAGGUACUUCGGACGAUCAAGGAUCAGGAGGAGAAGGUGAAGGCGAAAGCCAAGGCGGCUCCCGGACGAGACUGAAGAAGAAGGCCUACUGGAAGAAGGUCGAGGAGCUGGUGAGGCUGAGGAGAUCUAUGCGCGAGGCUGCACUUCCCUACAUCCUUGACGAUGAGCACACCGUGGAUGAGAUCUAUGACCAGGACAACUUGGACGUUGAUGAGUAUGACAUGGACCAGGAGGAGGGGGCACCGAAAGUGAACCUGAAGUACCCACUGGACUACGAGACAGUCCGCAACUUGCCAUCAAAGCGGAUGAAGAGGACAUCGAGAAAGAGGGUGACAGGGUGGGCCCGGAGAGCCCUACUUUGUCUGACUACCUCUUUGGUGGCACUCGCAGCACCAGUGGCCGCUGAGGUCAAUGAAGCUGUGGUGGAACCGCUCCGGGACAUGGCAAGCAUCUUCGUGAAGCCUCGCGAAGAUGAACCGGUGGCUCUCUUGGAGCUCUUUGCGGGCUCUGCCAAGCUGACAACGGAGUUUGCUGCACAGGGGUACAAUGUCUUGGAGCCACGAGAUAUACUUUAUGGCCAUGAUCUUUUUGAUCGGCUUGCACAAGAAAGUGUCUUCAGGGACAUCGAGACCAUGCGACCGAGGCUACUCUGGGUGGCUUUACCUUGCACUAUGUGGUCGCCCUGGCAGAGGUUGAACUAUGCACAUCGUCGCCAAGCCUUACGACGAGCUCGACAGAAACAACGUAAAUUGGUGAAAUUGGCCGUUGAAGCGGCGUGGGCUCAAGUACAAGCUGGUGGCGAAGUGGCCUUCGAACACCCGAAGGCUUCCGACAUGUGGGAUGACCCGACUUUGGACAGUCUUAUGGACAGCCCUUUGGUGUCGAUGACAAACCUGGACAUGUGUCGCUAUAUAUAUAACCUGAGGGCCGUCACGGAUGGCGGUAGGCUCAGGAAACCAACAAGGAUUUUGUCAUCAAGCCCCAAGUUGCUGGAGCCGCUUAGCCUGACUUGCCAUGGUGGACAUGGCCACACCCCUACGGAGGGGAGGAAUACCAAGCCGGCUGGCAUCUACACCAAGGAAUUUUGCCAGGCGGUCAUCAAGGGUUACAAGAGGAUGUGUGGGACUAUGUGGUACUACGAGAGCGAUCGAACGUGGGAGGCUAUGCCGGUACAUCCUCUUGAUCCUGGAGAACAUUCUUCCGCUGCACAUCAUCAUGGUCGAGCACAUCAUCAUGGUCGAGAACGAGGCGAUCAACAAAGCGCGGGUUCCCUACAUGGAGAUCGAGCACCUGGCCCUUCUGACGUUCCUGGUGAUCACGUACGUCAAGGUCCUUGUGGAGCUCUUUCACCUAAAGACGAACCUGGUGCAGAUCUACCAGGACGUGCGGGUGCAUCGGGCAUCCAUUUUCCAGAACAUGUUCCUGGGCACAUUGCCAAGGCUUUGAGGAGGAUCCAUCAGAAUCUCGGGCAUCCUUCUAACCAGGAUUUAGCCCGACAUCUCAAAUUGUCUGGUGCAGGCGAGAUUGCCGUGAAAGCGGCACACUCUCUCCGGUGUGAAAUGUGUGCACGUCAUACCGGACCGGGUACCAGACGGCCUGCCAAGAUGGUGCGUGCACUGGACUUCAACCAGGAGGUUUGCCUGGACACCCUCAAUCUCUUCGACAGCGAGCACAAGAAGAUCGAGACUUUGUCCAUCUUAGACAUGGCCACUGGGUACCACGUCGUGAAGAAAAUCAGUGGCAAGAAGUCUGCCAAUCUUCUCAAGGACUUUAUGGAGGGUUGGGUGAACUGGGCAGGCCCCCCGAUGCGGGUCACCGUGGACCAAGAACGUGGCUUCCUGAAGGAGUUCACCGAUGGGCUGGACAUGCUGGGAUGCCAGAGCAGAGUCAUAGCUGGACAAGCCCAUUGGCAACAAGGUGCAGUAGAACGACAAGGCCAAUGGUAUCGCGCCAUUUGGGACAAGACGAUUGCCCAUGUGGUGCCUUCACAUGACGAGGUCGACUACACUUUGGCCAUGGUGAACUCCGCCAAAAACAAUCUGAGGAGGAGCCAUGGCUACUCCCCUGCACAAUGGCUGUUCGGUGCUGAACCCAGGCUUGGUGAUGCGAUGUUGGACGAGAAUGAGGAGCUCUACCAGCUUGAGGAGUUGAGGUCGAAUGACGAGAUUUGGAGGAGAAAACAACAGAUCAGGUACGCGGCUCGGAUGGCAUUCAUCCAGUCGCAGACUGAGUCCGCCGUCAAGCGUGCUCUGCUUGGCCGCUCACCACGGCAACGUCAAAACGUUGGCGAGUGGAUUGGCCCUGGUGUCGUGAUCGGGAAAGAAGGUUCCUCUUUCUGGGUAUCACGGGGUGGGAGGUGUGUACUAUGCGCUCCUGAACAUCUACGGCCAGCUGAGAGUGAGGAGCUUGGUGCAGCCUUUCAGACAAGGGCUCUCAAGGAGGAUCUGAUGAAGGUGGUAUCCAAUCUGGAGGACGAAGACGAUGAGGAGGUCUUUGCAGACGCUACAGGUGCAGUUGCCUUGGACAAACGAGCUGCCCCAUCUGACUUCGUGCCUGAAAGAAGGAUGAGGACGAAAGGGAUCGUGAGGAUGCUUAAGAGAGAACUUCCUGAUGGAGGUCCUGAGCAACCGGACCGACCAGCACCGGCGCUUCUACAAGAACGGGAGGCUCAAGAAGGAGAUCAACAAAACGAACCUGAUAUAGAAGAACUUCUUGAUAGAGCACAAGAAGCUAUGGUGGUGGAACGGCGUGUUCCCCGGUGUCUCAUCAAACAACAAGACAAAGAGGUGAGAUGGGAGGACAUCCCGGAAUCUGAACGGCCCCUGUUCAUUGAAGCCGAGAAGAAGCAAUGGCAGGAACACCUUCACUAUGAGGCUGUGAGGGUACAUCCUCCUGGUGAUGCUGACCUUCUACGUCGUAAAGUUCCUGCUGAUCGGAUCCUGAGGGCGAGGUUUGCCUAUCGGGACAAGAACGUGGCCAAGCGUCGUGAAGACCCUGGAGUACCAGCAAAGGCCAAGGCAAGACUUUGUGUGGGUGGACAUAUGGACCCUGAUCUCAAAAGAGGCGUAGAACCAGGAUCACUCAUUGAGAUCGUGAAAGGAGUUUUUGGACUUUCGAAUAGCCCGCGUCUCUGGUGGGAUAAGUUGGCGGCAGAGUUACUUAGCUUGGAGAUUGUCAUCGGCAACGAGGUCUUGAAGCUUAAGCACCACCAGUUCGAUCCUUGUCUUUUUCUUCUUCGAGAUCAACAUGGAGAAGGAAACCUGCGCGGUGCUAUGGUGACACACGUCGAUGACCUUCUCAUUGCCGCCCCUGCCGGAGAGGUGACGGAGCUGCAGCAAAGCCUCUCUAAGAUCUUCCCUAUCUCCGAUUGGGAGGCUGACGAGUUCGAGUACACUGGAUCAACCAUCAAGCAGAAGGAUGGCACCAUCGAGGUCCACCAGAAGGCCUAUGUCAACUCGCGGCUCGAGACGGUGAGUUUUCCCAAACACUAUGAGAUGGCAGAUCAGGCUGACGAGGUCACGGUCAAGGACAACAUGAGCACCGUUGGUGCCCUUUCUUGGCUUGCAGCACAGAGCCGACCCGACCUACAAGCUGGGGUCUCUCUUUCCCAGCGCAAGCAGAAACAACCAACUUAUGAGGACGUGAAGAAUACCAACAAGGUCGUCAAGAUGGCGCAGAAUGGGAAGGAAGAGCCACUAUGGUUCACCAAGUUGGCAGAUGAUCCUGGCCAAUUGGUUUUACUGGUUUUCCACGAUGCUGCUUGGGCGAACGCUCCACCAGACCCUGCUGUGGCUGACGCUGCAGACCUGGAAGAAGCUCAGGGACAUGGUGUCUACUCUCAGCUCGGCCAUAUCCUGAUCCUGACGACCAAGGAUGCCCUCGCUGGCAAGCCGAGCCCGUCAAUGAUUGUGGGGUGGAAAUCACACGCGUGCCCAAGAGUCUGCAGGAGUACGUUUGCUGCCGAGACUAUGUCGGCACUGGGCGGCUGGGAGGAUGGCCUAGCUUUCCGCUCCUACGUCUCCAGCGCAAUCAACCCUGGUGCAUCUGGUGAGGAUGAGGCCCGGGAGCUCUUCCCGAUAGUCUCCCUCACCGACUGCAAGUCUCUCUACGACAAUGUGCACCGACUUGGAGGGCCCCGUGCACCGAGCGAGAAGCGGCUCAUCGUGGAUUUGAUGGCACUACGCCGUAUGGUGACUGAUGAAGAUCGCCGUGAUCGUCGACGUCAGAACGUGGUGGCAGAACGUGAGGAGAGGAGCAAGUUGGAUGAGCUUCAAAGCAAGGUCCGCAAGCUUGAAAAUGAGCUGCAGAGGCUGCCAAAUGGAUCACCACACGGCAAGGAGUCUCCGGCAAUUAAUCAAAAGCAGGCUUUGCCAGUGAUAUCAGGUGGAGAUUUGAAUGCGAAGGUGGACACAUCGCCUCCACGGUAUCUCUGGCGACGCUUGGAGAAGGCCGAAGAGGACGUGGUGGCCGCGCAAGCUCUGAUGGAGAGGAAGUUGCACGAGGUGAAGGCUGAGAGCUCCUUCCAGCAACAGGUGGAUGACCUGGCGCUUUCGGCCUUAAGGAAGUGA